This is a messenger RNA of Alternaria postmessia, 2106 nucleotides long. RefSeq lists its product as uncharacterized. The record is from RefSeq and is a predicted model, not a curated record. The coding region runs from base 1 to 2106 and encodes 701 amino acids. The transcript has a single exon. Lineage: Eukaryota; Fungi; Ascomycota; Dothideomycetes; Pleosporales; Pleosporaceae.
AUGGAGCCACGACUGCAUGCGCUACGGGAUAUGUCGAGCCAGAGUAGCAUGCCGUUCAUUACAGAGGCACCGAACAUGAGCUCCUCUGGCUCGCAAAGACCAUCGCACCAUCCUGAUCAUAGCUUCGUACGCCCAAAAUCGCUCAUGCUGGCGAACACCUCUCCAGAAAACGCUCAGUUGAACGACGUCCGAAGAGACGGCCAAGAGAGGUCACAUCCCACACGGUCGAUGCCUAGUGCACCGAUCGCACAGGUAUUGAAUAACGAGGCGAAUGUGCUUGGGGCUGCACAGCCCGUACCAUCGACAUUUGCCUCAUCAACGACGCCCUUCAGUGGAAGACUAGUUGACUUGCUUUUGGAUAGUCCGGACCAUGCGAGGCAAAAGUGGGAUCAUGAACACCAGUUUCUUCAGCCUGAAAAUGCAGGAAGCAGUCCAUCUGUCAUCAAACUACCGAGGUUACCGCAACCUCCUAAGAGGACGGCAAAACGACCCAGAAUUCCGCCAUUGCUACAGGGCUUGCAUCAGCCUCCUCCGCUCCCGCCUGAGGGCAGACUUUUCCCACCGAUUACUGGGGAAAAGAAUGCAUUUGCAGGUGAGAGAGGUUAUGAUGCGCGUUUCGAAGAGUCAAGGAACAAGGACGUGGACGAACACGCUUUUCUCGAAGGCAGUGCGUUGGACUAUAGCAGAACUACCCAAAACUCUGAUCACCCAUUAGUUUCUCAACUGGCCGCCCAGCCUAACGCACCAGACGUGGCCCAUGAGACCAAUGUAGCAACCAACAAUACCAUAAGCACCCAGGCACCGCCCCAGACCAAGCGUGGGAAGAAACGCAACAAAUGGUCUGAGCAAGAGACCAAAGACUUGCUUGUAGGCGUCAGCAGGUAUGGUAUAGGGAAUUGGAAAAAGAUAUUGCAGGAUCCAGACUUUGGAUUUAACAAUCGCACGGCCGUUGAUCUCAAAGACCGUUUCCGAGUGUGCUGCCCGGGUGAAGGUCUAAAGCCACGGCAGCCUAAGACGAAAGGAAAAGAGAAAGUGGACUUGGAAAACACAGCCUUUGAUCUACCAAACCAAGCUAUAUAUACCCACCAGCACUCUCUUCCUGUCGGAGAACACAACAACGACAAUAACCUAGUUUCAAAUCCUCCCAGUCCAUCAGAAACUCAACAACGCGUGGCAACUCGUAACAAGACCACGACGCAUCUAGACCUAGCCGAGCUUGGAAUCCACGAACCAUUCUCAAAAGCCACACGUCGACCACGCCGAGCCUUUAGCGCACGCGACGAUGUCAAUCUGCUGAAGGGCUUUGAAAAGUACGGAUCUGUUUGGCAUCUGAUGCGUGACGAUGAGGAUCUGGAUUUUGGUUCUCGGCACCCCACAGACUUGCGCGAUCGUUUCAGAAUCCGGUAUCCGGACAAGUAUGCCAAAGCAGGAUACAAACUCAAAGCGAAAGAGAAGGAACGUACAUUAUCAAAACAGACGCAUGUCCCAGAGCAAGAGCGACAAGAUGGUCCGUCGCAGUUGGAGCAGGCUAUUUUGGAUCACAACACUCCACAGCACGCCAAAACAAGUCAUACGCAACAAGAAAUGACUACUGCAGCCAAAGAUAUGCACCCUUUCCACAACGUAUCAAACACAAACACGUCAUCUCAUUUCGCUACUUCCAGCAGCAACACCAGUAAUCCAAACUCAGCUUUGAAACACUUCAAUUCAUCAUCCUACCUCUCCGACCCCCUCCCCACACUCCCCUUUGACGAAGCGGAUCCCGAUCUCACACAAGACAUGGCCACCGCAGGCGACGAGAGCCCUAUAACACUGAGUCGAAAUAUCCUCCGGUGGGCCGAUGCGAAUCCCUCUUCGCUCUAUGCUUUCACACCUGCUGUUUCUUCUUCAUCAUCGUUGACGACGGCUGGGAAUGUACAUGGUGGUGGGCAUGGCAAUAAGGGGGAGGGAGGGGCUGGUGCGGGGUUGAGUGGGUAUGUGGGGGGUGCGGGAGGUCAGCAGCAGCAGAUGGAGGGAGGGAGGGGGACGGUGUUGCCUGAGGCGGAUAGUUGGCUUUUGGGCGGUGAGAGGGUCCAGGCGUUUGGGAUGUAUAGAUAUCGGUCUUGA